Messenger RNA from Fraxinus pennsylvanica, 480 nucleotides. The record is from the annotation of a GenBank genome assembly. Lineage: Eukaryota; Viridiplantae; Streptophyta; Magnoliopsida; Lamiales; Oleaceae.
AUGGGUAUCUUCAAGUUUUUCCAUGAAAUCAAAGCUAAUGCUUCUCACAAAAGGAUGUUCAAGGCUGUGAUGAUUGAUAACGCCGAUGUUUUGCCGAAAGCCUCCCCAUUCAUCAAGAGCAUAGAGACAGUUCAAGGUGAUGGCGGUGUUGGAAGCAUCAUGCAGACAAAUUUCAGUGAUGGAGCUCAACACAAGUACAUGAAGAAUAGGAUUGACCAUCUGGACCCUGAAAACUGCGUGGGCAAGUUGACUUUAGUUGAGGGAGACGUACUUGGAGACAAGAUUGAAUCUAUCAGCUACGAGGUGAAAUUCGAGGACUCAAAGGAUGCAGGAUGUGUUGUCAAGAUCACCACUGAGUAUCAUACAAAGGGUGAUGUUGUACUAAAAGAAGAGGACAUUAAUGCAAGCAAGGAACAAUCAUUUGGACUCUACAAGGCUUAUGCAGAUUACCUGAAUGCCAAUCCUCAUGUUUGUGCCUAA